Messenger RNA from Prunus armeniaca (apricot), 1524 nucleotides. The record is from the annotation of a GenBank genome assembly. Lineage: Eukaryota; Viridiplantae; Streptophyta; Magnoliopsida; Rosales; Rosaceae.
AUGGCUUCGGCGGCAGCCGGGCAGAUAAACACCGAAGAGUUACCUUCAUGGGGGUCUCGAAGCGUCGACUGUUUUGAGAAACUCGAGCAAAUUGGCGAAGGCACUUAUGGUCAAGUGUUCAUGGCCAGAGAAACCCAAACUGGGGAAAUUGUUGCUUUGAAAAAGAUACGCAUGGAUAAUGAAAAAGAAGGGUUCCCAAUUACAGCAAUCCGGGAAAUUAAAAUUCUGAAAAAGCUUCAUCAUGAAAAUGUCGUUAAGCUGAAAGAGAUUGUAACUUCUACAGGUCCUGAAAGGGAUGAGCAAGGGAAUCAAGAUGGUAAUAAGUCCAAGGGUGGUAUCUAUAUGGUUUUUGAGUAUAUGGAUCACGAUUUGACAGGCCUUGCUGAUCGUCCUGGACUGAGAUUUACAGUUCCCCAGAUAAAGUGUUAUAUGAAGCAGCUAUUGACUGGGCUACAUUACUGUCAUGCUAAUCAAGUACUUCAUCGUGACAUCAAAGGUUCUAAUCUUUUGAUAGAUAAUGAGGGGAAGUUGAAGCUAGCAGACUUUGGGCUUGCAAGGUCCUUUUGUAGUAACCAUGAGGGAAAUCUUACAAAUCGUGUCAUUACUUUGUGGUAUAGGCCCCCAGAGUUGCUGCUUGGAGCCACCAAGUAUGGUCCAGCUGUUGACAUUUGGUCUGUUGGUUGCAUCUUUGCUGAACUUCUGCAUGGAAAACCAAUUUUGCAAGGAAGAAGUGAACCUGACCAACUGAACAAAAUAUUUGAGCUCUGUGGAUCGCCUGAUGAGAUCAACUGGCCUGAUGUGUCAAAAAGUCCUUGGUAUAAUAACUUCAAGCCAACAAGGACCAUGAAAAGACGAGUCAGGGAAAUUUUCAGACAUUUUGACUCCCAUGCUUUGGAUCUAUUGGACCACUUGUUAGCUCUUGAUCCAAAUCAGAGAUGGACUGCGAAGCAAGCACUGGAUGCAGAGUAUUUCUGGGCUGACCCUUUACCCUGUGAUCCGAAGAGCCUACCUAAGUAUGAAUCAUCACACGAAUUCCAAACAAAGAAAAAGAAGCAGCAGCGGCGACAAACUGAAGAAAUAACAAAGGGAUCAAAGUCACAACAUUAUCAUAAGCAUUAUCGCCUGCCUCCCAUUCAACAUACAGGGCAAGCUCCUCCACAGUGGUACGGGCCCAAUCAUCCAAUAAACGAUGCUCAGCCCCCAUUAUCAGCUGGACCAAGUCACCACCACUACGGAAAACCACACGGUCCUCCUGGAGGUCCAAGCAGGUACCCUCCGGGAAACCAGGGUGGACCUUACCACCUAAAUCGCGGAGGUCAAGUUGGAGGUUACAGUGGUGGACCAUAUCCACCCCAAGGACGAGCUCCACCAUAUGCUGGGAGUGGCAUGGCGGCCCCUAGCUCUAGAGGAGCCCCUGGUGGUUAUGGAGUCGGUCCUCCCAACUACUCCCAGACUAAUCAAUAUGGAAUUCCUGCUGCUGGUAGGGGUGUUAAUAUCCGAAAUCAACAGUAUGGUCGGCAGUAG